AUCUAAAGAGUUGCAUUAUAUUCCUUCAUUACUACAUACUACGUACAAGCCAAACAUUAAUAUUUCAAGUAGCUUUGUUUUAAACUGCUUCAAUGGAUUCAGCUCUAAACUGCUUAAACGCCACUACAUUAAUCACUGCACUCCUUUCCCUAAUCUUCCUUUAUUUCUUUCUCUACCGCCCCUCCAAACCCACUCAUCAUCCCAAACAGCCUCCGUCCGCCGCCGGUGCAUGGCCAAUCCUCGGCCACCUACAUCUCUUAAGAAACUCACAAACACCCCACAGAACCUUAGGCGCCAUGGCCGACAACCACGGCCCUAUAUUCACCAUCAAAAUCGGCACCGCAACCACCUUAGUACUCAGCAACUGGCAAAUGGCCAAAGAAUGCUUCACCACAAACGACACCGCCGUUUCCUCCCGCCCCACCCUCAUCUCCAUGGAACACAUGUCGUACAACAAAGCCAUGUUCGGCUCUGCACCUUACGGCCCUUACUGGCGCCGCCUCCGCAAGAUCGCCACGCUCGAGAUCCUCCACAACCGCCGUGUCGAGCAGUUGCGCCACGUCCGCGUUUCAGAAGUUCAAACCUCCAUCAAAGAGCUCUACGACGUUUGGUCUGCCGCCACGAAGAACGACGUGUCCGGCGGCGGUUAUGCGAUGGUGGAGGUGAAGCAGUGGUUUUAUCAGGUGACGUUCAACAUGAUUCUUAGGAUGGCGGUUGGGAAGAGGUAUUUUGGUGGGGCGGGUGUUGUUGAAGAGGGGGAGGUGCGGAGGUGUGUGGAGGCGUUGACAGAGUUCAUGCGGUUGCUGGCGGUGUUUACGGUGGCGGAUGCUGUUCCUUGUUUGAGGUGGUUUGAUUUUGGUGGACAUGAGAAGGAGAUGAAGGAGAUUGCUAAGGAGUGGGAUAGGAUUUUGAGUGGGUGGUUGGAGGAGCACCAAAACAAGAGGACUUUGGGUGGAAAGGAUGGACUGGAUGGUGGCGGCGACCAAGACUUCAUGGAUGUGAUGAUUUCAGUGCUUGGUGACACCAAGAUUGAGGGAAUUGAUGCUAACACCACAAUCAAAGGCACAAUAUUGACAUUAUUUGUGGGAGGAAUUGACACGAGCUCCAUCACUCUUUCAUGGGCAAUAUAUUUGCUAUUGAGAAAUCCUAUAAUAUUGGAGAAAGUAAAACAAGAACUCAAUCAUCAAAUUGGAAAAGAUAGAUGCGUGAGUGAGUCAGACAUAAGCAAAUUGGAGUAUCUUCAAGCCAUAGUGAAGGAGACGUUGAGGUUGUAUCCACCAGCCCCUCUCUCAGGCCCUCGUGAAGUCACUGAUAAUUGCACUUUAGGUGGCUAUCAUGUGAAAAAAGGAACUCGACUCAUCACAAAUCUUUGGAAGAUUCACACAGAUCCUAGUGUUUGGCCAGAUCCAUUGGAGUUCAGACCAGAGAGGUUCCUUACAACACACAAAGAUGUAGAUGUCAGGGGUUGUCAUUUUGAGUUGUUGCCAUUUGGUGGUGGGAGAAGGAUUUGUCCAGGAAUAUCCUUUGCUCUUCAAAUAGUUCAUUUCUCUCUGGCUAGUUUUUUGCAUUCCUUUGAAAUCUUGAAUCCUUCUAACAAACCUGUUGAUUUGACUGAAAGUUAUGGAUUGACCAACAUCAAAACUGCCCCGCUUGAGAUUCUGGUUAAACCAUGUUUGCCUCCAAACUGUUAUGGAACAAAGUGAUCCUGAGGUUUUAUAGUUGAAAAAUGUUUUGUUCGCAAACCAAGCACAUCUGAUCUCCACAUAUGAGAAUAGAUACAUGAAGAAAAUAAAAAGAAA
Lotus japonicus is the source of this 1799-nucleotide messenger RNA. Its product is annotated as cytochrome P450 82A3-like. The record is from RefSeq and is a predicted model, not a curated record. Lineage: Eukaryota; Viridiplantae; Streptophyta; Magnoliopsida; Fabales; Fabaceae. Gene Ontology annotation, molecular function: oxidoreductase activity, acting on paired donors, with incorporation or reduction of molecular oxygen; iron ion binding; heme binding. The transcript has 2 exons. Gene Ontology annotation, biological process: defense response to other organism. Bases 93 to 1703 code for a protein of 536 amino acids.